CGCUCUGUAGCGGGGCCGGCGCGCAAGGUCGGAGGUCGUGGGGCGGGGCCGGCGUUAUUGCCGUCUUCUCUGUCUCAGCAAUCUUGAGCGUUCGGUGCCUCGUGUCCCGUGUCCCACGCCCCGCGCCCCGCGCGCGUGUGGAGCCGGCUGCGAGUCUGCGGGCACCGUCCGGCCGCCGAGGAUGGCCUUGAGCGAGGAGCCGGCCGUGGGCGCCGUGGAGGAUCCGGUGGAGGACCGGGCGGAGGAUGCGGCGGAGGACGCGGCGCUGGCCUGCUGCGCCUCUCUCGAGUCGUUCGCCGAGAGCGCGGAGACGAAGGAGCUGCUCGGCCACCUACCGGCGGUGCUUGGAGACCGCGCGGCCCGGGAGGGCGCCCUGGAGCGGUUCCGCGUAAUAAUGGACAAAUAUCAGGAGCAGCCUCACCUGUUGGACCCACACCUAGAAUGGAUGAUGAACUUGUUGUUGGAAUUUGUGCAAGAUAAGAAAUCUCCGGCUGACCUCGUACAUCUGGCUUUUAAAUUUCUUUACAUCAUCACCAAGGUUCGAGGAUAUAAAACAUUUCUUCGUUUAUUUCCACACGAAGUAGCUGAUGUGCACCCUGUUUUGGAUAUGUUUACAGAUCAGAAUCCUAAAGACCAUGAAACCUGGGAGACCCGCUACAUUCUCCUCCUGUGGCUCUCCGUGACCUGCCUGAUCCCGUUUGAUUUUUCACGCCUUGACGGCAACCUCCACAAUCAGCCUGGGCAAGAGCGAGUGUCCACCAUGGACCGUAUCCUCCAGAUAGCAGAGUCCUACCUGGUCGUCAGCGACAAGGCCCAAGACGCAGCUGCUGUCCUCGUGUCCAAGUUUGUCACGCGGCCCGACGUUAAGCAGAAGAAGAUGGCGAGUUUCCUGGACUGGAGCCUAUGCACUUUGGCCUGCUCCUCCUUCCAGACCAUCGAGGGGGUCAUCGCCAUGGACGGGAUGCUGCAGGCCCUGGCACAAAUAUUUAAGCAUGGAAAACGUGAAGACUGUUUACCCUACGCUGCCACCGUUCUCCAGUGCCUGGACAACUGCAGGCUCCCCGACAGCAACCAGACCCUGCUCCGGAAGCUUGGGGUGAAGCUUGUGCAGCGGCUGGGCCUGACCUUCCUGAAGCCCCAGGUGGCCAAGUGGAGGUACCAGCGUGGCUGCCGCUCCUUGGUUGCGGGCCUGCAGCUGAGUGUCCAGAGUCCUAGAGAUCCAGGGAUACAGACCGAGACCCCUGACAGCGACGGAGAGGACGACGUCCCCGAGGAGGUGGAGAGCGUGAUAGAGCAGCUGCUGGUUGGGCUGAAGGACAAGGACACGAUUGUGCGGUGGUCUGCGGCCAAAGGAAUCGGUAGGUUGGCUGGAAGACUUCCCAAAGAGCUGGCGGAUGAUGUGGCCGGGUCUGUGCUGGACUGUUUCAGUUUCCAGGAGACAGACAACGCCUGGCAUGGCGGGUGUCUGGCGCUGGCGGAACUGAGCAGACGAGGCCUGUUGCUCCCUUCCCGACUCCCGGACGUUGUCACCGUGAUCCUGAAGGCGCUGACAUACGAGGAGAAGCGGGGCGCCUGCAGCGUGGGCUCCAACGUCAGGGACGCCGCCUGCUAUGUGUGCUGGGCCUUCGCACGGGCCUACGAGCCUCAGGAACUGAAGCCCUUCGUGGCCGCAAUCUCAAGCGCACUGGUGAUCGCUGCCGUGUUUGACCGAGAUGUAAACUGCAGGAGAGCAGCCUCGGCUGCUUUCCAGGAGAACGUGGGAAGACAGGGCACUUUCCCUCAUGGGAUUGAUAUUUUGACCACAGCUGACUACUUUACUGUUGGUAACAGAUCUAACUGUUUCCUGGUUAUAAGCACGUUUAUUGCCGGCUUUCCUGAAUACACACAACCAAUGAUAGACCACCUGGUUACCAUGAAGAUAAACCAUUGGGAUGGGGCCAUCAGGGAGCUGUCGGCCAAGGCACUGCGGAACCUGGCUCAGCGAGCACCCGAGCACAGCACCCGUCAUGUUUUCCCGCGUCUGCUGUCGAUGACACAGAGUCCAGACCUACACACUCGGCACGGGGCUGUGCUCGCCUGCGCAGAGGUCACCCACAGCCUGUACACACUGGCCGUGCAACAGGGCAGGCCCGUCUCGGACUUCCUAGACGAGAAGGCCGUGCAGGGCCUGAAGCAGAUCCACCAGCAGCUUUAUGAUCGUCAGUUAUACAGGGGUCUGGGAGGAGAACUCAUGAGACAAGCAGUGUGCAUUUUAAUAGAAAACUUGUCCCUUUCCAAAAUGCCCUUCAGAGGUGACGCUGUGAUCGAUGGUUGGCAGUGGCUGAUAAACGACACCUUGAGAAACCUUCACCUCAUUUCAAGUCACUCUCGGCAACGGAUAAAGGAGGCGGCUGUGUCGGCCCUGGCCGCCCUCUGCAGCGAGUACUACUCUGGGGAGGCGGACUCCACCGUGCAGGAGGAGCUGGUAAAGCAGUAUCUCGCCGAACUUCAGAGCCCCGAGGAGAUGGCUCGCUGUGGCUUCGCCCUGGCCUUGGGUGCCCUGCCGGCCUUUGUCCUGAAGGGCCGGCUCCGGCAGGUUCUAGCAGGCUUGAGGGCUGUUACCCACAUUUCUCCCGAGGACGUGAGCUUUGCCGAGUCCAGGCGGGAUGCUUUGAAGGCAAUUUCUAGGAUUUGCCAGACUGUCGGUGUGCAAGCAGAAGGGACUCCAGACGAGGUUGUGUGCAGAGAGGACGUUGCCCAGGUUUACUGCACGUUGCUGGGCUGUCUGAGCGAUUACACCACCGACAGCCGCGGGGACGUGGGAGCAUGGGUCCGCGAGGCUGCCAUGACGAGUCUUACGGACCUGACUCUUCUGCUGGCAAGGGACCAGCCAGAGCUGAUCGAGGCCCCGGUCUGCCAGCGGGUCAUGUGCUGCUUAGCCCAGCAGGCGAGUGAGAAGAUCGACCGGUUCCGGGCACAUGCAGCCCGUGCGUUCCUGGCGCUGCUGCACUGGGACGGCCCCGCCGUCCCCCACGUGCCCCACCGGCAGGAGCUGGAGAGGCUUUUCCCCAGGUCUGCUGUGGCCUCUGUGAACUGGGGCGCGCCGUCGCAGGCCUUCCCUCGCGUGGCCCGGCUCCUGGGGCUGCCUGCUUACCGCUACCACGUGCUGCUGGGGCUGGCCGUGUCCGUGGGCGGCCUGACCGAGUCCACGGUCAGGUACUCAACACAGGGCCUCUUUGAGUACAUGAAGGGGAUUCAGAACGACCCGCAAGCCCUGGAGGACUUCACUGGGACCCUUCUGCAGGUCUUUGAGGACAGCCUUCUGAACGACAGGGUGUCUGUGCCGCUGCUAAAGACGCUGGAUCAGAUGCUAGCCAACGGCUGCUUCGCCAUCUUCACCGCCGAGGAGAACCACCCCUUCUGUGUGAAGCUGCUCGCGCUUUGUAAGGAGGAGAUCAAGAAGUCCAAAGACGUCCAGAAACUGAGGUCCAGCAUCGCGGUGUUCUGUGGGCUGGUGCAGUUCCCCGGAGACGUGAGGAGGAAGGUCCUCCUGCAGCUCUUCCUCCUGCUCUGCCACCCUUUCCCCGUGAUCCGGAAGAGCACAGCCAGCCAGGUGUAUGAGAUGGUGCUGACCUACGAUGUGGUGGCCGCGGACAUCCUAGAUGAGGUCAUGGCUGUGCUCAACUGCACGGCCUGGGAUGCAGAGCUCCCGGUCGUGAGAGCCCAGCGGAACCGCCUGUGUGACCUCCUGGGCGUGCCCAGACCUCAGCUCGUCCCCAAGCCCAGUGUCCGCUGAGGCCAGUCCGGGAAGCUGAGUCCUUGCCUCUGCCUGCCUGGGAGGAGGAGCCCGGGCAUGGUCGGCAUGGAAGACCUGGACGGACGGCGGCGGUCUGGCUGGUGCGUGUGAGGGACCUGGAGUUCGUCACCUGGAGGUGGCGUUUCCUUCCAUGCAUCCUGUGCCACAGUGACCUGGGCUGUUGGUGCAUUUGUCCUAUCUCUAACCUGUGUCUUACUUAUAAAAUCACGUGCUGAGCAGCUCUG
Aethalodelphis obliquidens (Pacific white-sided dolphin) is the source of this 4020-nucleotide messenger RNA. It is a transcript of the gene TBCD, whose product is annotated as tubulin folding cofactor D. NCBI's taxonomy places the organism in Eukaryota, Metazoa, Chordata, Mammalia, Artiodactyla, Delphinidae. Gene Ontology annotation, biological process: tubulin complex assembly; bicellular tight junction assembly; post-chaperonin tubulin folding pathway. Gene Ontology annotation, cellular component: lateral plasma membrane. The coding region runs from base 182 to 3775 and encodes 1197 amino acids. Gene Ontology annotation, molecular function: GTPase activator activity; beta-tubulin binding. The record is from RefSeq and is a predicted model, not a curated record. The transcript is spliced from 39 exons.